Molecule: messenger RNA, 825 nt
Organism: Suillus subaureus
Lineage: Eukaryota; Fungi; Basidiomycota; Agaricomycetes; Boletales; Suillaceae
Exons: 8
Coding region: 1-825 (274 amino acids)
Source: RefSeq, a predicted model, not a curated record
AUGUCCACGGGCAUAAUCAAGGAAGCUAAAAUACCACCACACUCUUCAAUGUUGUCGGGUAUUUCGGCUUCCUUGAUACUUACCCUCAAUUCUCACCCAGGCCCCAUACCCACACCUCACCCACCAUGGCGUUACAUGCUAACUUCUUCAUCAAGUCCAUCUUUUCUGCUAGGAAGUCGAGCAAUUGUGAUGAGCGAGCCCACCCUUCAUAUCACGGUCCAAGUUUGUUUGAACGGAUACAUGAUGUACUGCUCAGGCGGAUACCCCAUCAAGGAUAUAUGUAUCCCCAUCUCUGCCGGUUUAGAAAGAGCAGCUCCAGUGACUCGUAUCCGCUUUAGUUCUAUUGCCUUUUCCUCGGUAGUGGCUUUGCACAAGAUGGUCUUACUCUCGCCGUCUUGCGUGGCUUCCAAGGUGUUGGAGGUGCCGCUACAAUGCCAUCCGCAGCAAGUUCUUCUGAGAUAUUUCGAUACAAAAGUACUCGCUCAGCUCGGUAUCCUAGCGCAUGCGCUCCCUCCGUCGAGAGCACGUUCAGUGGCAUUCGCUACCUUUUCAAUGGGUGCCCCUGUCGGAGGAGCAUUUAGCAUGAUCAUUGACGAUGUCCUGACUCGACUUUCCUCAUGCGUCAUGAUUACUGAUACACACUAUCACAUUGGCGCGCUGUAUUUUACUUGGCUACCUCUGAUUGAAACUUCCGUUGGGUUGGUCUUGAUGGUAUUCGUACUUGCUCAAGGAGAAAUUGCUUCGGACGGCUGGAAAACCCCACAUAUUAUCGCGCUCCUUAUCGUUGGAGUUAUCAUGCUUGCGCUAUUCCUAGUUUGGGAGUAG